GACAAUUGGCCUUCGGGGCCUGCCUGUCCCAAACCUAGGAAUCAUGUUUGCUGACAUGGAUUAUGAUAUUGAGGAGGAUAAACUUGGCAUCCCCACAGUUCCCGGGACCGUGACACUGCAAAAGGACUCACAGAACCUGAUUGGGAUCAGCAUUGGGGGAGGGGCUCUGUACUGUCCCUGCCUCUACAUUGUUCAGGUAUUCGAUAACACCCCUGCAGCCAUCGAUGGCACUGUUGCAGCUGGUGAUGAGAUCACUGGCGUCAAUGGCAAGUCGGUUAAGGGGAAGACCAAGGUGGAGGUGGCCAAGAUGAUCCAGGUGGUGAAGGGAGAAGUGACAAUUCAUUACAACAAGCUUCAGGCUGACCCCAAGCAGGGCAAGUCCUUGGACAUCGUAUUGAAGAAGGUGAAACAUCGGCUGGUUGAGAACAUGAGCUCAGGGACCGCUGAUGCGCUGGGGCUGAGCCGUGCCAUCCUGUGCAAUGAUGGUCUGGUGAAGAGGCUAGAAGAGCUAGAGCGGACGGCCGAACUGUACAAAGGCAUGACCGAACACACCAAGAGCCUUCUGCGAGCCUUCUUUGACUUGUCUCAGACACACCGAGCCUUUGGAGAUGUCUUUUCUGUGAUUGGUGUCCGUGAGCCCCAGCCGGCAGCCAGUGAAGCCUUCGUGAAGUUUGCCGAAGCCCACCGCAACAUCGAGAAGUUUGGGAUCCGGCUCCUGAAAACCAUCAAGCCCAUGCUGACGGAUCUGAACACGUACCUCAACAAAGCCAUCCCCGACACCCGCCUCACCAUUAAGAAAUACCUGGAUGUGAAGUUUGAGUACCUGUCAUACUGCCUGAAGGUGAAAGAGAUGGAUGACGAGGAGUACAGCUGCAUUGCCCUCGGGGAGCCCCUGUACCGCGUGAGCACCGGCAACUAUGAGUACCGCCUCAUCCUGCGAUGCCGCCAAGAGGCCCGGACGCGUUUUGCCAAAAUGAGGAAGGACGUCUUGGAAAAGAUCGAGCUGUUAGACCAGAAGCAUGUCCAGGACAUCGUGUUCCAGCUGCAGCGUUUCGUCUCUACCAUGUCCAAGUACUAUGAUGACUGCUACGCAGCAUUGCGGGAUGCAGACGUCUUCCCCAUCGAGGUGGACCUGGCCCGGACCACCCUGGCCUAUGGCCAGAAGGACCUCUACACAGAGGAGGAGGAGGAGGAAGGGGCAGCGGCUUCAGGGGAACCCCAGGGACCCCGAGGCUCCCAAGAGGAGAAUGGCGAGAAGCUUAUAGACAUGCCUGAGUGACCUCCUACACCUCCAGGUGGGGCGCAGGGCCAGGGACAGGCGGGGAGGCCAGGAGGGGAGACGUGGACCGACUGCCUAAGGUGACUGAUAAAGACCCUCUGGUGUGGGGGCCGACAUCUCAUCUCUGCUCCUCUGUCCCCCAAGACCACUUGGGGAGCCCAGCCUCAGUUUCCCCCACUGCCAGACAGGAACCCCCAGGCAUUAUCCGUGCAAUGUCUCCUGCCCAGUUAGGGGGGAGAAGGGAAGGAGUGAAAAGGACCCCUCCCCAAGGGUGGGGGUGGGCCUAGGACCAGGCCCUGAUUCCACUUUGGAUCUCCAGUGCUUCACUCAGGGAGGGGCCUCCUCCCUUCCCUUCUGCCCCCAACCCCCUCCCAGUUUCUAAUCCUCCCUGGCAGGACACAGGAGGAGGUGGAGGCCGACCCCACCUCCCCCCCACUGCCAGGGGCCAGGCCUGCCUUCCCUACCAGCUGGGAGGGUGGGGAGGUGGCUUCACUUAGCUUUUCCCCACUGGGUCUCCUCUAGAGUGGGCCAGCCCCCCCCCUAGUUUCUACUGUGGUAUGGGGGUGACCAGACCUCACACUCAGGGGUGUCCCUUAUUUAUUAAGCUCUCCCUGCCCCUCUGCUUGUGCUCUGGGGCUCUGGUGCCUUGGGCUGGGGCGGGGGGAAGGGGUCCAAGGAGUGGGUUGGGAAUCCUGUACUUUAAUAAAGAGAAAGCUGAAAUGA
Messenger RNA from Gracilinanus agilis (Agile Gracile Mouse Opossum), 2002 nucleotides. RefSeq names its product protein interacting with PRKCA 1 (gene PICK1). Gene Ontology annotation, molecular function: protein domain specific binding; protein kinase C binding; phospholipid binding. The transcript has 12 exons. Bases 44 to 1279 code for a protein of 411 amino acids. NCBI's taxonomy places the organism in Eukaryota, Metazoa, Chordata, Mammalia, Didelphimorphia, Didelphidae. The record is from RefSeq and is a predicted model, not a curated record. Gene Ontology annotation, biological process: positive regulation of receptor internalization; receptor clustering; regulation of Arp2/3 complex-mediated actin nucleation. Gene Ontology annotation, cellular component: neuron projection; postsynaptic density; synaptic vesicle.